GAAGGCGGACAUGUUUGAGGGAAAUGUGCUGGUUAAAAAGUAUCGAAGAAGGCAAGAAGAUUAUUUGAAGAAAGGUUUCGCAUUAUUUGGGAUUUUUACUUUACUUUUUUCAGAUCUUAAUAGCCUAAUAAUCGCCACGUGUUUAUACCGUUUUGUUUUGUGUUUUACUUAGGACUAUGCUGUUUAUUUGUAUCUACUUGUUAGUUUAUUCAUUUUACAACAUUAUUUCACCGAUUUAGUAAUUACACAUGUUCAGAUAGUAUAGUUACGCCAUCUUUUUUCGUGACAUUGUGGGGAUUUUGUAACCUUGGCGUGGGGGAUGGGCGCAUGUGGUUAGGUAACCAUUUUGUCUGGCUCUUGAAUUAAGCAACAGUCCCUUAUUUUCGAACGUUUUCUCUUCAGCAGUGUUGCAAUUGAUAGUAACUUGUAUUUUAGUUUGAUUUCAACGAAAUACACCGACUUCUCACGGCUAUUUGGAUACAAGUUGUUUAAGUAAAUUGAAGCUUAGAUUUCGAUUCUGCGUGUCAUUUGUCGUGGUUCUUUAGUGUUUUCGGUAGUUUUAAAAGGUGUUGUCGGGCAGGGUUUUAUUUCAUGGGUUAAAAUUGCUGUGUCAUUCAUGUUGUUCUUGUGACCCACCUAACAUGGCGGAUAUGGCUCAACAGCUGCUUUGGUGUCGUCGUUAAUUAUUGCUAUGUCUCCCAGCACGUAGAAUGUAAUGGGAACAUUUUGGUUAGUUUCACAUUUAACUUAAUGUGGAUGUCUAUUGUCGUGUUCAACUUAGUUUUUAGUGUUAUCGUGUUCAGGGAGUUGUCAAAUGCGACAGAAUUCGCGAUUUUGUACGGCUCAAAGAUGGCGACUGUGCUGCUUUCCGGCGACAUAAAUGCGGAUAUUCUGGUUGAGAGAGUGCGCUCGUGGAGAUCAGCCCUUGGUUCUUGCGGGACACGCGUGACCUGGUCGAGGGACCAAUGGGCUUCAUGGUGUUUGCCCCAGAAGCCCGCGUUUAAGUUGUCUGGGCCAAUCCGCGUGGUUACUUUGCACAUGUUGACGUAAUGUAAUACGAUAAGGAGAAGGGUGUGUUCAAUGCACUUGCAUUUUGUGGCGGAUUAUCUGCAAAAGCCACUUGCAUGCAGCGUUUCGGCAGCAUUGCAACAGUCUGUCCAAUCGCUUUGUGUAGUUUAUUUGAUGGACAGUCGGCAUUAGCGAAUAGGUUGGUUCAAAAGGCUGUAAAGGAAGUAGCUACAUUCUGGGGCGCGGCCUGUUUGACUGACGCGGAAGGCGGCCAAUGGGAUCUCUGAGGGCGUGUUCAAGGCUUGUGGCUGUAACCAAUAGGGCGUAAGGUUGGUCUAUAAAGUCUCGGGUGCAGUCGCAGAAUCGCCAUUUCAACGAACAGAUCGAGGGAGACCGCGUUGACGGGGAGCGGAGGAAACUGGCGAGCUGACUCCGGUCCCGGUUUGAUUCUAGCAUAAAUACAAUCCGGAUCCAUCCCGAUGGAUAUGGCUCUUAACCCGCCCCAAGACAGCUCUCUCCUCGGGGUUGAGGUUGGCUUAAUGGGAGUCUCAACGAUGGAGCAGAGUUCUGGCGCAGCUGGGAAGCGAAUCAGGAAACCCUCUCUGCUUUACGAGGGCUUUGAGAGUCCUGGGCUCCCUGCUCUCAGCCAGAUGAUCCCCUCUGGACCCCCUCAGCCCCCAAUCAAAGAUCCCAAUCGACAGGGAAGGAUGACCAACCAGCUCCAGUUUCUACAGAAAGUGCUUCUGAAGUCGCUGUGGAGACACCACUUUGCCUGGCCCUUCCAUGAACCAGUUGAUGCUGUCAAGCUCAACCUACCUGAUUAUCAUAAAAUUAUUAAAACACCAAUGGACAUGGGCACCAUAAAGAAAAGACUUGAGAAUAAUUACUACCGCAGUGCAAGUGAAUGUAUGCAGGACUUCAAUACCAUGUUUACCAAUUGCUACAUAUAUAACAAGCCCACAGACGAUAUUGUUCUUAUGGCUCAGUCUCUAGAAAAGGCAUUUCUGCAGCAAGUGGCAAAGAUGCCCCAAGAGGAAGUGGAGCUGGCCCCUCCCACCCCCAGAAACAAAACAAGCAAAGGCGGGAGAAAAGGUCGUGGUGCAGCAGUAUCUGGGGGAAUAACUACAGCUCAUCAAGUCCCUGCAGUGUCCCAGUCUGCCUACUCUCCCCCUACUCCAGACACUCCAGACUCUGUCCUAUCCACACCCCCACAGACCCUCCUCACCAAACUUCUUCCCCCAGAACAGAGCGCUCCUACAAUCACUGGCCUGCCCCCCACACAGCCCACUGCAAAGAAAAAAGGUGUGAAGAGGAAAGCCGACACAACCACUCCCACCACAGUUGCGAUGCCCCUCAUGAGCUCCUUGGGCGUUGGUCCCAUGGGGCUAGGACUCACUGGGCACGAAUCCCCUCACACCCUCGCCUCUCUGGGCAUGACCAUGGACCCUGCCACCGCCCUCAGCAUGGGCAUGGGGAUGGGCAUGACAAUGACGCAUGCUGGAGUCAUGAUGGGCACCAAGGCAACCUCCGGAGGACGCAGGGGGGUGAGUGGGAGACCCAUAAAACCCCCAAAGAAGGACUUGCCAGAUUCAAUGAUUGCUGCUCCAGUACGUCGCAGUAAACUUGGACCCCAGCUGAGGUAUUGUAGCGGGGUCUUGAAGGAGCUACUGUCCAAGAAGCAUGCAGCGUAUGCAUGGCCGUUCUACAAACCGGUUGAUGCGGCAACGCUCGGGCUCCACGACUACCACGACAUCAUCAAACAACCAAUGGACCUCAGCACCAUCAAGAGGAAAAUGGACAGUCGGGAGUACAGAGACGCACAGCAGUUCUCCGCUGAUGUCAGACUGAUGUUUUCAAACUGUUACAAGUACAACCCCCCAGACCAUGACGUUGUCACCAUGGCUCGAAAACUACAGGACGUCUUUGAGUUUUGUUUUGCAAAGAUGCCCGAUGAACCUCCAGCCCCUCAGAGUUCUUCAUCGUCGUCCUCCUCUUCCUCCUCUUCGUCAGAGAGCGAGUUGAGCAGCGAGAGCGAGGAGAGUGAUAGCAGUCCCUCCUCAGACUCCGAGGAGGAGAGGGCCAACAGGCUGGCAGAGCUACAAGAACAGUUGAAGGCUGUUCACGAGCAGCUUACGGCACUCUCCCAAGGCCCGAUCAUCAAACCCAAGAAGAAGAAAGAGAAGAAAGACAAGAAGAAGAAGAAAAAGGGGGAUAAAGAGAAACAUCGGCGACUAGAAGACGAGGUCGUGACCAUCAAACCGGCCAAAGCCCCAAAACUCACCAAACCCCCAAAGAACAAGAGCAGCAAAAGUCUGAACUGUACCCCAGGAAAGAAGUCUGCCAGCAAGAAAACCAGCAAGAGCAAAUCCAAAAAGACUGCGCCCAUGGUCUUCAACGUCCCACCCUCGGCCCACGAACCAUUCAUUGGCCACUAUGACUCUGAUGAAGAGGAGGACACGGCACCGAUGUCAUAUGAUGAGAAGAGGCAGUUGAGUCUGGACAUAAACAAACUCCCUGGAGAGAAACUCGGACGCGUUGUUUACAUCAUCCAAUCACGAGAGCCCUCACUUAGAGACACAAACCCAGAGGAGAUUGAGAUCGACUUUGAGACGCUAAAACCAUCAACGCUGCGAGAACUGGAGAGAUACGUCAUGACCUGUCUGAGGAAGAAGCCACGGAAGCCGUAUGCGAGUAAAAACAGUGCGGGGAAAAGCAGAGAGGAGCUAGCUCUGGAAAAGCAGCUGGAGCUGGAGCGCCGCCUCAUGGACGUCAGCGGACAACUGAACUCCGGGAAGAAGCCCGUCAAAGCCAAACCGGACAAACCGGCGGCAGAUGCUCACACGCAGCCCUCUCGCCUCAGCGCCUCCUCCUCUUCCUCAGACUCAUCUUCCUCCUCUUCAUCCUCCUCCUCCUCAGACACCAGUGAGUCGGACUCAGGCUGAGCUGAUAAAGUAUGGACUGAAUGAAUUGACCGCAGGCGGAUCACAGCAGCACUAAACUGGACCCUCAGAGGGUCCUGGGACGGUCCGGACCGGGCUGUGGGACCCUGGAUCCAGAUCCACGAGUUUGAAGGAGAUGGGUGCUACAGCCAGAGUCUAAAUCUGGAGAUUUCCCUUCAAACCGUGUCCCGUCUUAUGCUGUAUAGAUACAGUGUACAGUUAUAUAAAUAUCUAUUUUUCUUUUAUAAAGAAGCAUUUUAUGGAGCUAAAUUAUUCCCUGAUUGUGGGAAAGAUGGACUGGCGUGGGUAGUGUUGUGUUUUACUUUUUGUUUUUCCUCGAGUGAAGCAGAAAAGAGGGAGCCACUGUCUGUGUGAAUGUUCAUGUAUGUUCGCAUGCACAUGUGAGUACAGCUCCUCACAGUUUAAGCAGAAGCACCUUCAGAACGCAUGCAUCCGUUAAACCCACUGUACAGAAACAUCACAUUUAUACAUCUAUAUUUCUGUUCCAUGUUCGCUUAAACUUCAGUUUCUGUGUAUUUGUUGACUUUCCUUGUGACCAAUCUGCGAAUAAAUUGUGAGGACGUGUUGUCCACUCACCCGUGCAAAGAUACCAUCUCUUUUGUUUUGAUUUUCCUUUGUGCUAUUUAUCUUGUUCUGUCCAUUAAAAAUAAUUAUUGUAGAUAAUAUAAUUUAGAGUUUUGAAUUGAUUCCCUUAAUUUAAUUUAACUAAACCCAUUUUCCAUCUUUAAAACAAGUUGGCCUUUCUUACCUACGGCAGCUGGCAUGUUGUUAUUUGAAAGCAGUAGAAACAUUUAGUAGGAAUAGAGAUGGGUGUUCCGAACAGAUAAGAUGGACAUGCUUUUCAGUCUCAGUAACCAGUAGUCUUUUUAAAUAUUUUUUGUUAAUAUUGCACUGGUUUGUUUUGAUGGCAAUUCAAGUUUAGUGUGUACUUUGUUGAUUGCCUUUGACUUGAGUUAGAAAUAUUUCUGAAAGAACUUAAGAUUUUCAGUGUCUUCUGAAGUGUUAAGCAUUUGGGCUGUAGAACUGUAUAAUCAUUUUACAGUUUUAUUCUGAGCAUGUUUUUGUUGUAUAUUAGCCUAUUUUCCUCUUUGAUAUAAAGGAGGAAAAGUCUAAAUACUCCAUUAUCUCUUUAGUUAUGUUUGUCAGAAAUCUGAAACCUCUGUACUUGACUGCAUUUUCACCUGUACAUAAAUAAACAGAUAUGACCAA
Molecule: messenger RNA, 5177 nt
Organism: Boleophthalmus pectinirostris (great blue-spotted mudskipper)
Lineage: Eukaryota; Metazoa; Chordata; Actinopteri; Gobiiformes; Gobiidae
Gene: brd2a
Product: bromodomain containing 2a
Exons: 12
Coding region: 1488-3950 (820 amino acids)
Biological process (GO): chromatin remodeling; regulation of DNA-templated transcription
Cellular component (GO): nucleus; chromatin
Source: RefSeq, a predicted model, not a curated record